Molecule: messenger RNA, 7329 nt
Organism: Prinia subflava (tawny-flanked prinia)
Lineage: Eukaryota; Metazoa; Chordata; Aves; Passeriformes; Cisticolidae
Product: acyl-CoA dehydrogenase family member 11-like
Exons: 15
Coding region: 185-2020 (611 amino acids)
Molecular function (GO): acyl-CoA dehydrogenase activity
Source: RefSeq, a predicted model, not a curated record
AACACUCAAACAAACCAGGACUGGUGCUGCUGUCGGGCGAGGAAGGGUCUGCAGGUGAGAGCUGUAGGCGUGACCCCCAGGGCUUUGCUGGAUCGUGUUUGCCUGUCACUUGCCCUGGUGGAGGUCCAGUGCCACCUGCAAGCAGUGGCAAUCAGGUCACUUUGUGCCUUGGGACGGGUGCCAAAUGCUGAGUAUUAAAGGAAUCAACAGGACCGUGGGGCAGGAGAAACAGGCCAGCAUGAAGGAAAAACAAGGGUUAGAAGAUCUGGAAAUGCACCUUGCAAGGAGAGAAACGGAGACCCUCUUCCAAGAGCAGCCUGAGACUGGGAACCCCUACUUGGAAGACACUUUGCUUCGGAGUUACUUGAAAACACACCUUCCUCCCAAGGUCCUGGAGGAGGUGCAUCGGGACCUGGAGAGGUUUGGAAACCGCCUGCUGACCCAGAUCCAACCUCUGAGCUGGGAAUGUGAGCUGAACCCCCCCGUGUUCCAGCAGUACGAUGCCUGGGGGCGGCGUGUGGAUCACAUCCACACCUGCUCGGCGUGGAGGAGGAUGAAGGAGAUUUCAGCAGAAGAAGGGCUGAUUGCUGAGGCCUAUGAGAAAAGAUACUCCAACUGGAGCCGCCUGUACCAGGCUGUCAAACUGUACUUGUUCUCAAGCUCCUCUGGAGGUUUCAGCUGUCCACUGGCCAUGACUGAUGGGGCAGCUAAAGUCAUUGAGUCACUGGGUAUUCCUGGAUCUCUGAAAAACGCUUUUGACCAUCUGACAUCCCGUGACCCCAAGAAGUUCUGGACCUCUGGCCAGUGGAUGACCGAGCGAAGGGGUGGCUCAGAUGUUGCAAACGGCACCGAGACUGUGGCCAGGAAGCAGCCGGAUGGCACCUACCGUCUGUAUGGAUUUAAGUGGUUCACAUCAGCAGCUGAUUCUGAUGUGACGUUAACCCUGGCCAGGAUAGCAGAUGCUGAAGGACAGUGCACCCAGGGCUCCAGAGGCCUGUCCCUGUUCUUCCUGAGGGUUCGGGAUGAGGAGGGGAAGCUGAACAGCAUCCAGGUGCAAAGGCUGAAGGACAAGCUGGGCACAAGGCAGAUGGCAACAGCAGAGCUGUGGCUGCAAGGAGCCAGAGCAGAGCUGAUCUCUGCAGAGGGCCGUGGGGUGGCCGCCAUCUCCAACAUGCUGAACAUCACUCGGAUUCACAACGUCAUUGGUGCAGUGGCUUCCAUGAGAAGGAUGGUCAGCCUGAGCAGGGACUAUGCCCGCAAGCGCGUGGCCUUCGGGAAGCUCCUCAAGGACCAUCCCCUGCACAUGCAGACCAUAGCCCGGAUGGAGGUGCAGGUGAGAGGGGCAUUUCUGCUGCUUAUGGAGAUCGUUCGCCUGCUGGGCCUGGCUGAAACCAACCUGGCGAGUGAGCAGGAGCAGCUGCUGCUGAGGCUGCUCAUCCCCGUGGCCAAACUGUACACAGGGAAGCAGGCUUCUGCCGUGGCUGUCGAGGCGAUGGAGAGUUUUGGGGGCCAAGGUUACAUGGAGGACACAGGCUUGCCAGUCAUACUCCGGGAUACUCUGGUGCUGUCCAUAUGGGAGGGAACAACAAAUAUCCUGUCCUUGGAUGUGCUGCGGUCCCUCGCCAAGAGCCAGGGGCAGGUGAUGCCUGUGUUCCUGUCCACCGUGCAGAAAAAGCUGGAGCUGGCUUCAGCCACUGAGGAACUGUCCCCGGCUGUGCAGAGGACACGGGAAGCCAUCGGGAGCCUCCGACAGUUCAUGGCAGCCACUGGUUCAGAGCAGGCACUGACCAUGGAGCUGGCAGCCAGGGACUUCUCCUACAGCCUGGCACGGAUCUACACAGGAGCUCUUUUAAUGGAACAUGCGGCUCGGCCUGACGCUUCCUCCACAGACGUCUGUGCUGCCCUGAGGUGGUGCAGCCAGGAGCUGUGUCCGGUGGCCGUGGAGUCGGGAAGGGGCAGCUACGGGCGCGGGGCGGCGCUCCAGGACAGCGCCCUGGUGUUCGGGAGCAGCCGGCUCUGAGCUCCCGCAGCCCCAGCAUGGACACAAGUGCUGACCACAGACUUCCACCCCUGGAUGGGGUUUGCUCCAGGGGCAGCCCUUUCCACCCACUGGCCAUGAACACUGACCUCCUCAGGAACUGCUGCUUUCUGAAGAAAAAAGGAUUUUUAUUCUCUCUGGCCUCUGGAAAGUUCACAAAUUCCCUAUACACGUGUCCUAAUGAUGCUGCAGUCCAUCCUGACAUAAAUGCUACAUAAAUUUUGGACUGCAAUCCAGUAAAUCUCCACCUAAGCACUGGCUAUGGGCUCUUCCUUCCCCUCAGCCCAUCGGCCGACUUGCUUGGUAUUGCCCUGCUGGCUACAAGUUUUUAAUUAAGGAGUUGCUAAUAGAAGAAGGAAAGCAGGAAUAGACUGAAGACUGCUGGAAUUUAUAUCUGGGAAGUGCUACAGCAGCCAGACACUGAGUGGGAAGAGUGGGAAGGAGCUGUUUGCUGCGAUUGGACUUGUCCAGAGUUUCAAAGAUGGGUGGCUCUGCGGAGCAGCAGAGUGGAGUAAUCCCAGCAGGACACAGCAAGGGAGGCUCCAUGGGCUCAGGGAUCACAGGCUGAGCCAAGCAGAGCUUCCCUGAAUUUGCCCAAAUGCCACGAACCAGCCCCAGCAGCAAAGGGCUUCUGUUGUCUGUGCAUUGCAGGGAAUAAAGGCAUUUGGGUCUGGAAAAUCUCCUAGAUCAUAGAACCAUGGAAUUAUGGAAUGGGUUGGGAUGGAAGGGACCUUAAAGCUCAGCCAGUCCCACCCUGCCAUGGCCAGGGACACCUCCCACUGUCCCAAGCUGCUCCAAGCCCUGUCCAGCCUGGCCUUGGACACUGCCAGGGAUCCAGGGGCUGCUCUGGGCACCCUGUGCCAGGGCCUGCCCACCCUCCCAGGGAACAAUUCCUGCCCAAUGUCCCAUCCAUCUCUGCCCUCUCUGGCAGUGGGAAGCCAUUCCCUGUGUCCUGGCACCAGGACUGUCCCUGCAGUUUGGUGUCAAAGAUCUCACCGGGGUCAUGGCACAGGAGCUGCUGUGCCCUGUAAAGCUCAGGAGAAGGGGAAAGUGAGGGAGCAACGCGGGGCUCUGAGUAACGAUGGCAGAACAUCCACCCCCAGAUGUGCCCAUGGGUCCAACAGCAGGAGAUGGAUGUGACCCAGGAGGGGAAGUCCAUGUGCUGGAAAUGUUUGCAGAGCUGAUCAGCACCUGGGAUUCCCUGCUCUCCUUAAGGGCUCAUCUCCAGCUGCUGCCAAUCCAGGCUUUCCCUCUUCCCAGCCUAUUUUACAUUUCUGAACACCAGGAUUAAUUUUUCCUCAUAUCUGAGCUGUAAUUUGCCUAAAAUAAGCCCCUCAAACUGGGAGCUCUGCAGAUGCACCAACACAGAGAACAAGGGGCUAUGAAUUCAUCACUGUGUAGGAAAAUGACAAAUUUAUUAAGAUCUAAAUAUCCACUGUGAGCAGAAUAAAGGCUGUUACACACAUGUGAGGGUCUGACACUUCCAGUGCUGCUGAACAGCUCUGCCCUCAGCUUGGCAUGGUUUCAAAUAUUUCAUGUGCUUCAAGUAAGUAAUUGAGACUUCAGAUGUCAUUUUAAUAUAAAUCCCACCCAAAAAGAGGACAAUCAAACCCAUCACCUGCUGCCACUGCAAGGUCUAAAAAUCAUUUUGUGACAGAGCUGUGGGAAAUCAGUUUAAACCCCAGAUUUGUUAAAUAAUAAAGUCAGACUUUAGCAGCAUUUAUAAAAUGUCAAAGUCCAAAGAACAGUGAGCUGAAAUCCCAAAUUGCACCAAUGGGAGUCCUGGCAGCUGCACUGUGGGAAGGGAUGGACAGCUCCAGGGACUGGGAACACCUGGGCCAGGCCUGCACCGGGCAGAGCUGCCCUUUGCUCAGUGCUGACUCCAAAGCUCAUCCUGGAUUAUUCCAGGACCCCUCUGUUCAAUAGGCCCUGAACCUGCGCGUGGUUAUCGCCCUUUGCAGCCUCCCAACACCUCCAAACCUCUGCCAGGGCAGGCUCCAUCCCACCCCUGCAGCCUUUCCCAGCAGUGGAGCAGCUCCCAAACACCUCCGAACACCUCCCUGCCCUUCCUCCCCAGCAGAGCCGCUGGUUCCGACCCCGCCCCGCCCCCCUCAGCCGUGCCCAGCUGAGAACGGAGCCCUGUGGGGUUCGAUCCCUCCCGCCCCGUGAGCCCGGGGCCGCCUCCGCUCUCCCUGCCGGGGAGGAGGGGCCGUGUUGCUGUCGCAGCAGGGACCAGAGGGGCCUCCGUUCCCAGCGAUUCCCAACGCUGUGCGAGAUCCCGGCUCGGGAGGUUGUCCCACAGCCCCGGGGGCAGCACUGAAGCCGCCUAUCGCGACAGCAACGCUGCUGUCCUGACAGGCUCAUGGGCUGUCCGGGAGCUGAGACAAGGAGGGAAGGAGGCUCUUCAGGAAGAAUUGAUCAUAGGGAAAUGAGCUGGGACACCUUCAGCCGUGUCCUCCUCUGGCAGAACUGCUGCCCCUGGCAGGAGCCCGUCUGCACCUUGGAGAAGCGCAGAACUUCUACGAUCCCCCUGCCGGGGCAGAGACCCACACUCGGCAUUUCCCAGAGCAAAACCUUCCCGGCAGCGCUGUGCCUGGAGCAGGACCAUGAGCUCCUGCGAGAGCACUCAAGAAGAAACUCAAGUAUGAGAGGAGCCCUAGGAAAUCCCAUUGUGAGGUGUAACUGAAACACUUUGCAUGGUUCUUACACCACCGAAUGUGACUCCUGCUUCUUUUCAGCUCCAGAUGCCAUCAGCGGCUCUACCCCAACCUGGUUUAAUUUGAUUUAAUGGACACCAUCAAAUCACAGAGGGAUUGUGAUGACACGUCUGGCCCCACAUCCCUGACCCCUGACAAUUCAGGGCAAAUCCUCAAAUACGUAAUAGAAGAAACGAAUGAUGGUGUGGGGCCUGAGGGGACAGGACUGUGCACAGCCAGGAUGAGCAGGCAGUGCUUGGAAAAUGGGAAUAAUCCUUGUGCAGGACAAAAAUCAAUUGAGUCUUCCACCUUCUGGGAAAAAGAUAUCUUAAACCUGAGUGAGUUUGGUUUGUUCCUGAAGAGCCACAGCUCCACCAUCCAGCAUCAGGGUAAGGCAGGUGCAAGUGGGAAUGGAGCAGGCACUGCCAAACCCCACUGAAAGCAGGGGGAAUUCGCUGGAGAUUGGGGCUGUUCCUUCAUUUGGGUAAAUAAUCAGACUGAAAUGGGACGGUUGGUCAAGGGGAAAAAGAAAAACACGGUAUGGAGGGAGCUGAGACUCUGGCACCUUUCUCCAUCCUGCAAAAACUGUGCUGACUGUGCCAACAGAGCCUGGCAGGGUGGGUGCGUUGUGUGCUUCCCCCUUCCUGGGACUCCUGCACCAGGAAAACCAAGCCUAAGAUUUACUUUCUUCUCUUAAGCUUAGGUGUGACAGUUUGUUGUUCUUUGGGAAGACACAGCGUGGAACAGAAAACCAAGGGCAGCAGCUGCUGCCUCCUUUUCCAAGGCCUUGGUGUUCCUGCUGAGGGUCCAACAUGUCCCCUCCGAGGGACAGGGAAGAAAAAUAAAAAAUUAGAAAGUGUGUUAGCAAAUGCUCCCAUGCAAAAGUCUAAACUUUAUUCACUUUUAUUUAUAUAUUUAACAAUUCUAAAGUAUUUACUUCUCGCUUUUGACAAAAAUGAAAAAUAUAGGAGCACUUUACUCUCUUGUGGAGAGAAGGGUUAUUUCUGUACACAGCUACGGAGAGACGGUUUCCUCCUUUACAUACAAAGAAAAAUAAUAUUAAUAAAAAAAGUGCUUCAUCGAUCCAAAAAGCCUAAAGAGCUGCAAGCUUUUAUUCACACUGUACAUCCCAGCCCCAGCCCGGAGCAGACCCUCUUGGCACUGAGGAGGCUCUGGCUGAUUCUGCACCACGAAGCCACACAAGGUCAGGGUGUCCCCCCACCCCGGCCCUGCCACCUCCCCCUCGGCACCCCAGGAAGAGCCGGACGCUCCCUCAGCCCUCUCCACACGGAACAGCAGCGCCUGUGCCUCUCCCAGCCCCACCGCUGGGUCAGAACAGAUCCUCAACGUGCCUUGGCUGGAAACCCCAUCCUUCACUCAGUGUCUCUCUCUCAACCUGUGCCAGGGAGAUCCCAAGAUGCUCCGUCCCUUCCCAGACCCCUUUCCCACAAGGACGCAGCCUCCUCCUUCCUGGACAUUCACUCCAGCACACGGAUCGUGGCAGGGUGGGAAGAGCACAGUCCAACCACCUCAGACCCCCUGAGCUCUGCCAGAUGGUUUCUCCACAUGACCCUCCCUUUGGAUGAUGUGAUUGUGACAUUCUGGGGAAGGGAAAUGGGAAAUGUGAAAUGCUCCUUUCCCAACGUUUCUCAGAUUUUGAGCUGUUUUAUCAAGAGAUCUCAAAUACUCCAGCAGGAUUCAUGGGAAUACCAUAGGGAAUUUGGGAUUUUGCCUAGGGAAUGCACUGUGAGCAGGAUCUACUCUUCCUCCUUGCCAGAUUGCACUAAGCAGGAUCUAUGGGAAGGGAAUGGGAUGAGCACCUAUCAGUUACAAACGGAUAUUUGGGAGUUUCACCCUUCAGUGAGGUGAGUUGAUUGGGACAAAAGGAGGAAGGGGAAUCCGUAAUGUAUUUUGGAUUGUUUUAAGCUCCUCAGGCAGCUUUUUUCUAUCUGGAGUACACUGAGCACAGCCUGGGAAAGGAGGAGCAUCCCAGGAGGGUGCCCAGCACCAGCACAAUCUGCACAGGCCGGGCCCGGCGAUGCCGGUGGGUCCCGGCCGCCUUCGUCAGUUUGGAUCGUCCAGUAAAGUGCGAGUGACCAGCCAGGACCUGAGCAUGGCAAUGCUCUGCUCCCAGAGGGAAUCUCACAGGGAUGGGGCGAGGACAAGGCAGAGAUCUGCUCCUGCCCUAGCUGGAUUCAAUCAAGAAUUGCAUGGUCAGGCCCCUGGCAAGGCCCAGUGUGACGCCUGGCUCGGCUCUCACCAACAGCACGUGCAUUCCAGGUGUUCCCACUGCCAGGGCUCAGACCUCCAGGAACCUGACUGAGACCCCCUCGGGCAGCCAAGCCCACUGUGAGAACAGAGGGAAAAGGUCUCUGGGGAAGGAGAUUCCCACCUCUUCUAGCAGCAACAGGUUCCCAAACAGCGAUUUCGGGUUUGGAAUAACAGGAGUGAUUGAAAGCACUGGAGGUUCAGGCUCUGUUCAGGCUCUGCACUCUGGCCGGCCCGGCUCCCUCUGCUCCCCAGCCCUGGGCCCGCAGCAGUUCCGCAGUGGGACAGAUAAAUACCCACAGGGACCCUGGCUCUGCACCAGCUCCC